Brienomyrus brachyistius is the source of this 2545-nucleotide messenger RNA. It is a transcript of the gene tmprss13a, whose product is annotated as transmembrane serine protease 13a. Gene Ontology annotation, molecular function: serine-type endopeptidase activity; protein binding. The transcript has 13 exons. The record is from RefSeq and is a predicted model, not a curated record. Gene Ontology annotation, cellular component: membrane. Lineage: Eukaryota; Metazoa; Chordata; Actinopteri; Osteoglossiformes; Mormyridae. Gene Ontology annotation, biological process: proteolysis. Bases 203 to 1663 code for a protein of 486 amino acids.
CAUGGGGGCAGGGCCACAUGGCGACAAGGUUGCAAGGCAAAACAGAGUAAGCGUGGUGGGCUGCCCCAACCUCCACUCUGUGGCCCAGGUAAAGGCCAUAACAGCAAGUGAGAGAAGACAAGGUGAGGAGUCCUCAGUUCAAGGUGCAUCGUGAUCUCUCACGUGGGAUUCUGGAUUUCUAGAAGCUGCCUCACAGAACCCAAUGGAAAUAUAUUAUCCGGAAGGUGCCCCACCGCCGUAUGAAACAGUGGUGCAGCCCGGGCCCCAAUUUCAAGCCUAUGAAAAUAUAGUUCAUCGAGGGGGGGGCUGCAUGCCCCCCAACCAGCCCUACUACAUUCAGCCCCAGCCGGCAAUUCCAGUAGUAGUAUCCAGACCCUCCCCGCAAACCCAGGUCACCGUCUGCAACACAACGAAUGUGAGUUAUGUGAACAGGCGCCGCUAUUUUGGUAUAACAGGGAUCGUCAUCCUCUGCCUUAUCCUGCUCGCCAUCGCCAUCUGGCUUGGAGUGCGCUAUGGUUCCCAAAUGACAUCAAUGACAUCUUCAGUUUACGAUAUAAAAACGCAGGACAUCUGUCCCAAUAAUACUAUCAUAUGUGACGGACAUCAGGAUUGCAACCUAGGCAGUGACGAAGCAGUGUGUGUGACUUUCGGGCUUAAUAGCACCGUCAUGGUCAGGACCAGUCAGGAUGAGAUUUUCCACCCGAUGUGUUCCCAAGGCUGGGGCCAAAGUUAUGCUGACCAGACGUGUGCUCAACUCGGCUUCCAAAAGAGUUACCAAUACACAAUCGUGCCAAGCCAGGUGUUCCCUACCGCCUCAGUAACCAACACGGCAUCAAAAUUCAUCCAGGGAGAAGUCACUGUCAGCCCCUCAUGUCCCAGCGGAAAGACUGUCUCUCUGAUGUGUACCAACUGCGGUCAGCAGUACAUCGGCACCCGGAUCGUAGGGGGCACUCAAGCCGAACUUGGCCAGUGGCCCUGGCAAGUCAGCCUGCACUACCAGAGCUCACACAUGUGUGGCGGCUCCUUGAUUGCCCCCAACUUUGUAGUGUCGGCUGCACACUGCUUCCUUUGGAAGACCCCAGUUUCCUUGAACCCCAGCAAAUGGGCAGUCUACGGAGGAAUGAUCUCUCAGAACCAGCUGCCUUCCCCGUACCUAGUGAGCAACAUUUACAUAAAUGGGAACUACAACAAUAUCACCAAUGACUACGACAUCGCCCUGCUCAAACUAACACAGCAAGUGGUCUUCUCAAAUACCUUUGCACCAGUCUGUCUUCCUGCCUUCGACCAGACGUUUGCCCCUGGAACUACUUGCUAUACCUCUGGCUAUGGGGUAACAUCGCAGGGUUCAGCAACUGUAUCCACCAACCUGAUGAUGGUGAAUGUGGGCAUCAUCGCCACCUCGAUUUGCAACAACGUCCAUAUUUAUGGUGGCCUGAUCACCAAUAAUAUGAUCUGCGCUGGUUACCUCAGUGGGGGCAAAGACUCCUGUCAGGGGGACAGCGGUGGUCCACUGGUCUGCAAGGGCAGCAACCAGCUGUGGUACCUGGCAGGUCUGACCAGCUGGGGAUCAGGCUGUGCACAGCUGAAUCAACCUGGUAUCUACAGCAACGUCACCGCUUUGCUGCCCUGGAUCUACACCACAAUGCAGGAAUCGAUGUUAUGAUGCCUUCCUCCAUCAUCAGAAAGAUCACUGUGCUAUUAUAGCCAAGCACCUCAUCUAAUAAUGAUCCCUGGAAUCCUUCUCCAAUGGACAAAGACCCAGGAGGACGUGUGGGCAACAUAUGACACAGUGCUUCUCUACAAAAGGCAAAACACUGCAACUACACUGACACUGAAACUGAGAAGGGGUGUCUGCCUAUUUUUGUUACUGUAAUUUUCACACCCUUUUUUGUUCAAAACAGCGCAGUUGAACCAAGAAAUUUCGUCUUGAUAAGACAGAGCCUAAGACACCUGAUUUCGGUCAAACUGAACUUUGAUAAAAUAUGCACUUAGUGCGUCUCGCCUUUGUAGGGCAGGAUAGUAGGACUUGAUAUCUACGCACUUUACAUUGGGCCCACGGUAAUCGUUCUGCUUGGGUUGACCCUCUCACAUCUACAAGGAAAAGGGGACACAAGCCAGCUGCCGGGGAAUAAACAAAAUCAUAAAAGUGGGUCAAGAAAUUUUUAUACAGAUCGAAUAGAAAAUUACAGUAAUAAAUCAUGAUGCAGGGUAUUGAGGUAAAAGAAUCUAUUUAAUGUGGCAACUAUACAAUUCUGCAAAGCCACUGUUUUACCAUUUUUUAAAAUUCAUUGUUUAUGUUAGCAGCUCUUAGUCAGUCACUAAUCGUGUUAAUAAUUUAACCCUGAACAAUAUACACUGACUCUGGUUUUAUGAAUGUAAGGAAGGAUUAAUUGUGACAACAAAGGAAUAUCUCACACUGACCUCACACUUUUCUAUCAUGGGAAUCAUUUCUCUGUUUUUCUGACAUGAACCUCAGGUCUAUUUUUUAUGUCUUUGAUUGCAAUGAUUGUCUGUGAACGUUAUUAAAAUUAUUGUAAAAAACUGA